UGCCGGGAGACAAUGCAACGACUUGACAAUGGCAUUGAAUUCGCGCACCAGUUUAUUCAGUUGAAAGGCCAAGUAUUGUCUCAAUAAUGGACCUCAGUGUUCGAAAUGGGUUCCAAGACAACCUACCAAGGACUGUCUUGCUAAUCAUUCGUUGAUUGCUUAUCAACUGAAGCCACAGAUCUCAGUCUCGAAAAAACAUGGCGCGAUCUAGACACCACCUCAGCAUAUGGACCACCCAUCCGCACCCCGGAGCGGCCGACACUGGUGACGGCACCCGUCCAUAGCUAUGGAUUUUACGAUGCCAGCACUGCAGUGAGGCAUCGAUAUCCACUUCAGGGCACUGAAUGGAUCGCGGCAUGGCGGCUGCCUCCUAGAUUCUCAGUGCGCCUUUUGGUGAUGCCGCUGCGAAUUGACGGCGUUCCUGGCAUGCUGUACACUGUUGCACGCCGUCAAAAUGCCGAGUUGAAGGGCCCAUGCAAUGGCCAGAAAGGGAGGUGGUUGUCCGGCCGUCGAGGAUCCGGGACCGCGAUCCAGUCGCGAGGUCGAGUUCCUCUGGGAAGCAUCAUGGCUCUGAAGUGGGAAUCUUUGCUAUCCCUUCAAGUCUCAAGAUACUGGAGACCCAAUCUCACGUCAUUCAUCGCCCACUGAAAGCGCCAAAGCCAAAUCGCCGACAGCCAACAGAUGGCAACCAAGUGGGGAGAAGCACCCGAAAUUGGCUUAGAAACACCGGGCUUGGAUGCCGUAACGAGUUCAAUCGUCGAGGUGUCGCUUUCCGCUCAACAAGACCGCCAUCUAGCAAGCCACGGGCCUAUAGGGCCUAACACCGAAAUGGGAAAAAGACCCUUGACCCAUCACCCACCAGGCCGAGCCUAACCCAAGAUCAACGCCUCAGCCGCAAUGCCCGCCCAGCAAGGCAGGUAAAGCUCGCUUCUUGACCUCUCCCCAGACCCAGACAGGGGGGCUGCACCGUUGCACGAGAAGGGGAUCUGGGGACCCAUCUCCCCAAGGUGGUGGAUGCAUGGGUUUUUUUAGCGUCUUGAACCGCGUCGUCGUCGUCGUCGUUAUCCUCGUCAGCUUCCUGCUUCUUAUGCUUUCCCUCUCCCUUUUCAGUGAAGCUAUUUUAACUCAUGCUUCUUCCCACCACGCUCGCUACUCUUUUAGUUUCGCUGCUGGGUGGAUUUUGUCUUUUGUUUGUGCUCACCAUCCGUGAGGCUGUUGAGCUCUAAGUCUCUUUGACAACUCUAUAGUCGCUGGAGAUGGGUUUGGCUCCCUUUCUCUUUCCAACUUGGUCGGCCUUCCAGAAUCACUUACUCACACCUUUCCGGCCUUGCGAGCAAUCUGUACCCAACACAUCGCUUGAGUGCCAACAGACUCGGCCACAAUGCUCGGAUUGCAUAGGUUGUCGAUCCUCCCGCCAGCUCUAAUUGCGCUUGUUCUCACAUCCAUCCCAUGCGCCGCUGUCAAUAUCGACUUCUUCGACUAUCCGGUCGAUGCAUAUGACUGUUUGAACCAAGCAUCCACUACAUCCAACUGUGCGGCGGGAGCCCCAGCUGAGGCGACCUCGUGCUUCUGCAACAAUGGAGGAAAUUUCGUUACGGGCACGGCCAGGUGUUUGGCAGAGUCGGACCCGGGAGACCUUGCCGAAGUGUAUGGCACGUUGGUAUCCAAAUGUGCCGCAAACCAGACACCUCUGAAUGUUGGCGAGGAACAGUACUAUUCGGCUGCUGGCUUCACUGGUACGGCAAGGUCAACUAAAGCAAUGGUAACCAAGGCUUCAACCACAGACUCCACGCUGAUCUCGGCGCCCACAUCUCUCAUGACAUCGACAUCACCUACGGGAGCUGCCGUCAAAACCGAAUCGGAGGAAACGGCCACGUUCGGAAGUCAUGCCAAGUCAUCACGGGCAGAAGAUGGCAGGGUGAACAAAGAUGAUGGGUUAUCCACCGGGGCAAAAGCGGGUAUCAUUGCUGGCUCGACAGUGGCAGGCGUGGCCGUGUUGGCGAGCCUGGUAAUGCUGUUGGUGCGAUAUAGGAGGAAGAGGGGUAGGGAAGACUCGCACCCGAUGAUUCUAGAGCAGCACGGCAAUAUGCUGCUCAUACCAUCUCCAGCCGAAGCGCGCGCUCUUGAGGAGGGCAACACCUCGGAAAACUCGGGCGAUUGGUCAGACAAGUCCAAAUGGAGACCCUCGUCAAAUCCGACUGCUCAACGCAAGAGCGGCUUUAACUGGGAAUCGCCAUAUGAUCUGGUAUAUAUUGGGGAUGAGCCUGAACCUGAACCCCCAAAGGAAGCAAGAGAAAUGAAAGAAGAGGGCCGCGCUGAGCUCCAGGGUUGCGAUCGCCAACCAGUGGAGAUGUCGACACAAGCGCUAUCGCCAAAAUGGAGAGUGUCGGAUGAUGCUGCACAACGAUACUCGGGAACGGAGUGGGGGGCAGCGGACCUGGCGGGUGAGACAACCGCACUGUCCCAGAGCCGGGGUGAAAGGUCAUAGAAGGUGCAUAAGGUGUGGGUUUCCUGAUGGAUUUGGCUUAGGCUCUAUACCCUGGGGGCUUUUUGUUUUCUUUUUUCCAUUUAAACAAGAAAUUCAGAAAAAACUACUAGAAAACAAUUCAGCUGGGCGGCGUCAAGGGCUCCCAGGUCUGAUUACAGAGAGGGAACAACAGCACAAGAUGACAUACCUAUUGAUAUGGCUUGUGCACUUUCUCUAUAUAAGGUAUGGUCGGAAGCGGAAAGCCCUGAGACUAUUGGCCAGUUGCCUGUUAGCAUGCAAUUAAACAGCGGCAUUAUAAUGCAUCACCA
Messenger RNA from Neurospora crassa OR74A, 2796 nucleotides. RefSeq lists its product as hypothetical. NCBI's taxonomy places the organism in Eukaryota, Fungi, Ascomycota, Sordariomycetes, Sordariales, Sordariaceae. The record is from RefSeq and is a predicted model, not a curated record. The transcript has a single exon. The coding region runs from base 1382 to 2488 and encodes 368 amino acids.